CUCGAUUUUGGACUGCAGUAUGGAAUGACAAAAUCGUGAGUUGUGCGCAUAUUUAAAACAAUUUUAAUGGCAUAGUUUUCGUAGUUUAUAUUUAUGUUUCUUAAAGAAAAUUGUUGGUUUUAAAGUUUGAGGCGCACGGAUCGAAAUAUUUAACUCAUAUUUUCUCUAUGAAAGUGACUGGAAUGAUAUUGGGAUACAAGUGUUAUGCGAAGCAUGUCGAGGAUUUUGCCCGACUGGUGUAUGCAAAGGUUCGUUUAUAUCCUGAAGGCAAAGAGGAACCAUAGAUAUCAAGAAAAUACUUAAAGUUUUACGUUCUGUACAAUUUUCUGAUUUUUUUUGUAUUCAUCAUGAAUGAACCAGCGGAGCCGCAGAUCAAGGACAUAGAAGCAUCCGUUCCAUCAGAUGAGGAGCGCGAUUUAGCAGCAAACGCUCUUUCUGAGUUUCAGAAAGGUGCUUAUGCUCUAUGUUUGACCUAUUUGAACAGAUUAGAAGCCUUGAGGCCAAAGGAUGUGAAGGUCAUGCAUAAUAAAGUAGUAGCUGAAUAUUAUAAAAGUGAUUUGAAAAAGACUGAACUUGUGAAAAAAAGUUUAAACGCAAUGUGUGGAGAAUUAAUAAGCACAGAUACGGCAGAUGCUGCGGAUGUUGUUGAAAAAUGUGUUAUGAGAUACAAUCAAGCUAUUUUACUGUAUCAUACGAGGCAAUAUAAUGCUGCACUUCAAAUAAUGAGUAGAUUAUUCUCUCUAAUCGAGCCGUUAGUUUCAGAAGAAAGUCUGGCUCAGAAAGUGUGCUUACUCCUCAUUGAAUUGUACAUCGCAACAGCACAAUCAGAUGCUGCCUUAACGUUAGUUAAUUACAUCGAGAGGCAAUUCUCGGUUUCAGAUUUGCCGAAAAUAUCGUCGACCGAUAAAGAAGGAUUAAUUAAGCCUGCGAGAGAAGAAAAAGAAAUAAAAACAGAUAGUUCUGAUAUUGCAACUGAUGCUUUUCGAAUGAGACUAGCUAAAUGUAAAAUAAGAAUAUACCUCAUAACACAUCAAUUAAAAUUAUGCAAAAAGGAAUGGAAAGCAUUCACGUCUAUGGGAACCAAUAUGAAUCUUGCCAAUAUCUAUUUGGCUGCCAAUGUUGAAUAUCUGCGCGGAAAGUGUAAAAAGGCAAUCACGCUUUUAAAUGCAUUUACUACUGAACAACGAGAAUUCAAAGCUUACGGCGAAUCUGCGGCUGUUUUAUAUUACAACAAUAUGGCAUCUAUACAUCAGGCGUUAGGUAAACCGAACUUAGCUUGCUUUUAUUUGCAAAAAGCUUUGGAGCAGAAUAAGAAGGCUACGGAAAACUUACAGAUAGACGAAAAAGAUACUUCAUCUUCUCAACCACUGUGUACACUUGGAGGAAAUAAACAUUAUGAGUUAGUAUAUAGUUUAGGAAUAUGUUAUUUGUACGCUGGACAACAUAUUAAAGCAUUUGACUGCUUAACGGAAGCAGCUCAAAUCUUACAAAACAGUCCUAGGCUUUGGUUAAGAAUGGCUGAAUGUUGUAUUUUUAACUACAAUCCGAAAAAUGAAUUAAACUUCAAUAUCUUAAAGCGGCGUCAGGAUGUGGUACAAAAAGUAGUCGUGUCAGAAUUCCACAAGAAAAUCAUUUUAUCUUCAUCAUUGUCCAAUAAUACGAAGUAUCAGAGUGAUAGUUUAUCGCACGCAAUACCUCAACCGACAUUAGAGUUUGGAAUGCUCUGUCUCAAGAAUGCUUUAUAUCUUUUAUCUAGUAAUGCGGAAUCGGUUCCUAGCCAGGUUAUAGCGGGUCAGCACGCUGUACGCUUUUCACAGAUAACCGCCAUUGAAACCUUAAACCUGAAAAUAAGUAUUUUAGCUGACAGUGCUUAUGUAUCAUUGUGCCUCGGAGAAUACUCUAUAGCACUGGAAUACGCUAAAAGCCUUUUAGCUCUUAAUAAUCUCCCAGGUGCAUAUACAAUGUUGGGAAAACUGUAUACUGCAGAAAGUCUAAUUUUUUUGGAUAAAAUUAACGAGGCCCUUGAUUAUCUGAGACCAGAAAUGCUUACCGAUCUUAUUACAUCUUUGCCCAUUCCCGAUACAUUGGAUAAAGAUAAAGAAAAAUCAGAGGAAAUUGAUAGAAAACCAAUAAAAGUUUGGUAUCCUACGAACAUUCUGACUGGAAAAGCCGUGUUACUUUACAAUAUGGCAGUGGCUUAUGCGAUCCGUGGACAACUUGAUAGAUCAGGAGAAAUAGUGGGACAGCUCUGGAAGUCCAAGGGUACAGAUUACGACAUUCCUAUUCACGUGAUUAUGCUAGCGUUAUACAUAGAAUUACAAUUAGGACGAACGGACAAAUGGAGAUCGAUUAUCAAGAGAAACUAUCCACAAUAUUUUUAAUGAUAUAAAUUGAAAACUUGUCAAAGUGUUUAAACUUCAUGUUAGAUAUCUUGGAUAACGAAUCAAUUUUUUCUUUAACAUACACACAGUACAUAUAUAUUAUCUCAAUACUUUAUUGAAAUUGUUAAAAGAAAUGAUCAUAAACGAUAUGCACAUAUACAUUAAUAAAGAAAAAUGAUUUCAGAUUUGUAUGUGUAAUCGUCCGCGAAGAAAGGGACCUAACGCACGGUAGCUUCAUUUUACAGGAGGGGCGAUUCAAGAGGCGGUUUAACAUAGGAACUCCAUAAUAGGGCCUCACUUUGCAGUUCAAUAAAAUAAAAUUUCGGUGUUUUUAGAUAUAGAAACAAUAUUUUUUAUCAUAAAAGGCAAAUAAAAUGCUAUCGAUAGGUGUAAACAACUAAAACUAGAUUUUUUCCACAUGACCAAAUAAAAAGCCCUCGAUGAUGUUAAAAAGGUCAUUUAUUAAAUUGACCAAAUUUCAUAAAAAAUGAAGAUAACACUAUUAUCACGGAUUUGUAUAGAAAGAAUACUAAUUAAG
Belonocnema kinseyi is the source of this 2919-nucleotide messenger RNA. It is a transcript of the gene Not10, whose product is annotated as CCR4-NOT transcription complex subunit 10. The coding region runs from base 348 to 2381 and encodes 677 amino acids. Gene Ontology annotation, cellular component: CCR4-NOT complex. The transcript has 12 exons. Gene Ontology annotation, molecular function: protein binding. NCBI's taxonomy places the organism in Eukaryota, Metazoa, Arthropoda, Insecta, Hymenoptera, Cynipidae. The record is from RefSeq and is a predicted model, not a curated record. Gene Ontology annotation, biological process: mRNA catabolic process; negative regulation of translation.